GAUAGGAACUAACACGGCAUUAUUUAGCAUAGCAAAAUUAUUCUCUUCCUUCUUCAUUUCUCUGGGUGUCGUACCAUAGUAGUAUAAAUAUAGUUGUGAUUGUUAUAUAGUGGUAGAUGGUCAGAAAGAGUUGAAAAAAAUGGAGGAAGUGAAGGAGAAUCUGUACGCGUUGCCAUUGAGAAUGUUGGAAGAAAGUAGCGGCAGUUCUUCUUCUUCUUCAUCGGACCCAGUAGAUGCGGUUAUCUUUGUUGGGAUUUCGUUGGUGUUGGGAAUUGCUUCAAGACAUCUUCUCCGCGGUACCAGAGUUCCUUACACUGUUGCUUUGCUCAUCAUUGGCAUUGGCCUUGGCUCUCUCGAAUAUGGUACAAGCCAUAAAUUAGGAAAAAUUGGUGAUGGCAUUCGUCUUUGGAACAGUAUUGAUCCGGACCUUCUAUUGGCUGUUUUUCUUCCUGCCUUACUUUUUGAGAGUGCAUUUUCUAUGGAAGUGCACCAGAUAAAGAGAUGUAUGGCACAAAUGCUUCUACUUGCUGGUCCAGGAGUUCUUAUUUCAACCUGCUGCCUUGGAUCUGCUCUGAAGCUCAUUUUUCCAUAUGAGUGGAAUUGGACAACAUCACUGUUGCUUGGAGGACUUCUGAGUGCUACUGAUCCUGUGGCUGUUGUGGCUUUGUUGAAGGAGCUUGGUGCAAGCAAGAAGCUGAGCACUAUAAUUGAAGGAGAAUCCUUGAUGAAUGAUGGGACAGCAAUUGUGGUCUAUCAGUUAUUCUAUAAAAUGGUCCUGGGGCAGAGCUUUAAUUGGGUGGCCAUUAUUGAAUUUCUGGCCAAAGUCUCACUUGGAGCUGUAGGCAUCGGUAUUGCUUUUGGGAUAGCAUCUGUAUUGUGGCUUAGAUUUAUUUUCAAUGAUACUGUGAUAGAGAUUGCGUUGACACUUGCUGUGAGCUACAUUGCUUACUUCACGGCUCAAGAAGGUGUUGAUGUUUCUGGUGUUUUGGCAGUGAUGACUUUAGGAAUGUUUUAUGCUGCUGUUGCAAAGACAGCCUUUAAGGCUGAUGGUCAGCAGAGCUUGCAUCACUUUUGGGAAAUGGUUGCUUAUAUUGCAAAUACAUUAAUUUUCAUCCUGAGUGGAGUUGUUAUAGCUGAAGGUGUUCUUGGCAAUGAUAAGAUAUUUCAGAACCACGGAUAUUCAUGGGGCUAUCUAAUUCUUCUGUACAUCUUUGUGCAAAUAUCACGUUGCAUUGUUGUUGGGGCAUUAUAUCCAUUUUUAAGAUAUUUUGGAUAUGGUUUGGAUUUAAAGGAAGCUGCCAUUCUAAUAUGGUCAGGGCUGCGAGGGGCUGUUGCAUUAUCACUUUCUCUAUCAGUUAAGCAUACCAGUGACAGCUCACUGAAUCUCAGUUCUGAAACAGGAAGCCUGUUUGUUUUCUUUACCGGUGGAAUUGUAUUCUUGACACUUACUGUCAAUGGAUCAACUACACAGUUCAUUUUACAUUUUCUUGACAUGGAUAAACUAUCAGCAGCCAAGAAGCGUAUAUUGGACUACACAAAGUAUGAAAUGUUGAACAAGGCCUUAGAGGCUUUUGAAGACCUCGGGGAUGAUGAGGAACUUGGACCUGCUGACUGGCCUACAGUAAAGAGAUACAUUGCAAGCUUGAACAAUUUGGAGGGGGACCGUGUGCAUCCUCAUAUUGCAUUGGACCCUACAAAUCUGAAGGAUAUAAGAAUACGGCUUUUAAAUGGUGUUCAGUCAGCUUACUGGGGGAUGCUUGAUGAAGGGAGAAUCACACAGAGUACUGCAAAUCUUUUGAUGCAAUCUGUGGAUGAAGCUAUUGAUGCUGCAUCUGAUGAACCUUUAUGUGAUUGGAAGGGCUUAAAAUCUAAUGUUCAUUUCCCAAAUUAUUACAAGUUUAUCCAGACAAGCAUGUUCCCACAAAAAUUAGUUACAUAUUUCACUGUGGAAAGGCUGGAAUCUGCAUGCUGUGUUUGUGCUGCAUUUCUUCGAGCUCACAGAAUUGCACGGCGGCAACUUCAUGACUUUAUAGGUGACAGUCCUAUUGCUUCUGUUGUAAUUACUGAAAGUGAGGCUGAAGGCGAAGAGGCAAGAAAGUUCUUGGAAGAUGUCCAUAUAACUUUCCCUCAGGUUUUGCGUGUUGUUAAAACAAGACAAGUGACAUACUCGGUACUAAACCACUUGAUUGAUUAUAUACAAAACCUUGAGAAGGUUGGGUUACUGGAGGAAAAAGAGAUGCUUCAUCUUCAUGAUGCUGUCCAGACUGACUUGAAGAAGCUUUUAAGGAAUCCUCCCUUAGUGAAGAUUCCAAAAAUAACUGAUCUAAUAAGUGUCCAUCCUUUAUUAGGGGCCCUUCCUUCUACUGCCCGCAAGCCACUAGAAGCUUCUACGAAAGAAACAAUGAAAACACGUGGUGUGACACUUUACAAAGAGGGCUCCAAACCAAAGGGUAUUUGGCUUAUAUCAAAUGGAGUUGUCAAGUGGACCAGUAAAACCAUAAGGAACAAGCACUCACUGCAUCCUACCUUUACUCAUGGGAGUACAUUGGGCUUGUAUGAAGUAUUAAUUGGAAAGCCACACAUGUGUGACAUGAUAACAGAUUCUGUGGUUCUCUGUUUUUUUAUUGAAAGUGACAGAAUACUUUCAUUGCUAAGGUCAGAUCCUGCAGUAGAAGAUUUUUUGUGGCAGGAAAGUGCUAUUGUCCUUGCCAAACUCAUGGUUCCUCAAAUAUUUGAGAAAAUGGGACUGCAAGAUUUGAGAGCUCUUAUAGCAGAAAGGUCAAUGAUGACAAUAUAUAUUAGAGGGGAAACGAUAGAAGUUCCUCACCAAUCCAUUGGCUUCUUGUUGGAAGGAUUCAUAAAACCUUUCAGUGUUCAAGAUGAACUCAUCACAUCACCUGCAGUUCUUUUGCCGUCACAUGGGAAUCAAAGUUUCCAAAAUGCAGAUACAUCAGCUUUAUAAUGCUUCAACCCACUUUGGUGAUAAAAUUAAGCUGGCAUCGUCCUAUUGGAGACAUUAACUACACCCCUUGGCCUAUACAUUCCUCUCCUCUGUCUCUUGCUUCCAAGUUUUGACUUCACACUUCCUAUCAUCCUACUGAUUUUACUUCCCACCCUACCAGAGCAUUCUGCACUUCAAGGUGUGUUCCAAUCCUCCCCUGUAGCACUCCUCCAUUCUACUUCACUCAUUUGCAAUGUAACCUCAUCCCACAUUCCUACUUGUUUUCCAAGCAAGCAGUAAGACAUGAGACCAACCUGUUCUAUAGCCAAAGUCGACACUACCUAUAGAAAUAAAAUUCAUGCCUAAAAAAAAUUUGACACCCAAAUGUUAUCCAGGCAGUGCACCUAAAUUCAUCUUCUUGGAACUCUUUAAGAAACAUUUUCUUAUCUAGAAUUUGUGUAGGAAUCCUGUUAUCACUCAUGAACUUCUGAACUGAUACUUCAGUUAAGUCUGGUAGGAAUAUUCUUGUCUAUCUAGCUAAUGCCUGAGUCUCCAUAUUCUUGCAUUUACUGUCACUGGACCAGCUAUUCUAGUUUUUACUUCUUACUCUUUACCUAUGAUACACAUUAAAAGGGGAAAAUGAGGAUGGCAGCAUUGGUUUUUUCUACGAAACUUCAACUUCUACUUAAAGGUUCAAUAGAAGAACUGUAAUAUAAUAUUUUGAAUGCCUGACCCUUGCCGUUGCUGACACAUUUCACUGGCUUAUCUUUACUUCAUGAUAAUUCCAAUCAAGAUCUAUGCAAAAAAUCAUAAAACUAGGAUAAGUUUUUGUUAAACAGAAACAGAUUUGGUAUUGGUCACAAUUUGAAAGACAUCUCUCACUUUGUAUUGAUGUAUUUUUAAGUAAGUGUUAAUUCUCAUAAUCAAUUGUUAUAUAAAAGAUGCUGAAAAUGUUAGUGGACGAUUGUUAGAGAAUAUUUUUGCUGAUCAUUGGAAGUUUAAAAGAUUAGUGCCUACCAACUUUAGUUAUAGUUAGUUCUCAAAGGCUUUUGGUCCGCUGUUCCAUAGAGCAUAUUUGGGAUUGUGAGGAAUAUUAAUUAUCAUUUUUCUAGGUUAAUUUGGCAGCUUUUUAUGAAAACAGUUGAUGAAUUAAUAACAAACUUGUAAUAAAAUAUUAGAAACUGGUAUAAUGAGCUAUGGCAACUACAGAUUCUAAAAUUUAAGAGAUCCAUUUUGAGUUUUUUGAUAAAAUAAUGAACUGCACAGAGAUUUGAUUCUGGAGAAAUGGAAGUAUGCUGUUGACUUGUGCUUAAAAAUAUGGCCUAAGUUGAAUCAUCUAAUUCACCUUUAACAUGUACUAGAUUUAGUGAUGGAAAUUGUAAUUAGAUUCACAACUAAUAACCCCCGCUGUGAAAUUAAUAGGGCCAAAUGGAACUUAAUUGCAGUUUCAUAAAUUUAAGUAUUCUAUACUCCUUUUUGCAGU
Messenger RNA from Theobroma umbraticum, 4424 nucleotides. The record is from RefSeq and is a predicted model, not a curated record. Lineage: Eukaryota; Viridiplantae; Streptophyta; Magnoliopsida; Malvales; Malvaceae.